UCUCAGUGUUGUAUUUAAAUUUCAGCUUAAUUUAUUAUUGUUACUCACAAAAACACAGAUUUAAUGUGUAUUAUUUAAAUCGUAUGGGUGAGUAAGCUUGGUAGCAACUGUAAACUAUAUAAAAAAGCAUGUAUUUAUCUAAGACUCGGAAAUGUAAAGUAAAGUGUGCAUAAUGAUAAGGUGCUUGCCCGCGGAGGUUCAAGGAAAACUUCGCUCAGGUGUUGCCUUACCGUCCCUCCAGCAAUGUGUGGAGGAGCUAGUUCUAAAUAGCAUCGAUGCAGGGGCCACCUGUGUGGGCGUCAGGGUCGACAUGGAUGCGUUCAAGGUCCAGGUGAUCGACAAUGGAUCCGGGAUGACCGCUGAGGACAUGGAGCGUGUGGGAAUCCGAUACCACACCAGUAAAUGCAGCCGUGUUGAAGACCUGGAGAACCUCACAUGUUAUGGCUUCAGAGGAGAAGCCCUGGCGAGCAUCAUUUCUCUAGCCAUGCUGGUUGAAAUCUCCUCCCGGACCAAAAUGUCAGUGAAAACUCAUGUUAAACUGUUUAAGGAUGGCCAGAGCAUGGGCGUCUGUGAGGCAGACACUGCUCGACCCUCUGCAGGGACAACUGUUAUCAUUUGUAACUUCUAUCACAACAUGCCUGUCCGUAGGAAGAGAAUGGAUGUAGUCAUGGAGGGGGAGAGGAUCAGACAGAGAGUGGAGGCUGUGUCCCUGAUGCAUCCCUCUGUGUCCUUCACCCUGAAGAAUGACCUCACAGGGGUCAUGAUGGUGCAGCUUCCAAAAGCCAGAGACACCUAUCACCGCUUUGUUCAAAUACACAGCCUGGCCCGGGCAGAGAAACUGGGAGACAUCAGCCACACACACAAGCAGUUUGAAGUGAGUGGUUACCUGGGCAAAGAGGGACACUACAACAACAGUUUGCAGUACCUGUAUGUGAACGAGAGACUUCUGCUAAAAACACGGAUCCACAAGCUGCUCAACUGUCUCCUGCGCCGGCUGAGCGGCUCCAAUCAGAAGCAUGACAACUCAGACGGCACCUCUUUGAUUCGGAGUCCAAAGCAUAAACGAAAUCAGGAUCUAUAUGGGGUGUACAUCAUUAAUAUAAAGUGUUCCUAUUCGGAGUAUGACAUCUGUCUGGAGCCAGCAAAAACUCUGGUUGAAUUUAAAGACUGGGAUGGUGUCUUGCUUUGCGUAGAGGAAGCAGUUAAAGCUUUUCUUAAGCGGGAGAACUUGGUGUCCUUGUUUUAUCAAGAAGAUCUGGACUGUGCGUCCCCUAAAGUUUUUGGUACAGAAAGAACAGACAAAAAAGAGGAAGCUAUUAGUUCUACCACAAUUGACUGCAGUGUUGGAAUAAAAUUGUCAUCUGGUUUUGUUCAUCGUAGGAGUGGUAAUGACGGCAAUGAGUGCAGAGCUGAUGAAUUUCCACAAUGUCAGCAAAUGGAUGUGGAUUUGAAUGAAUUUGAGAAGAUGCCACUUUGUGAUCCGGAGCCUGCAUCAACUGUUCUGAAUGAGAAAAACGAGCCAACAGUCUCUGAAAGUGCUGAAAAUUUAGACGAGCAAAACAGAGCAGACUGUGCAGUUUGGAGUGAGCAAGAAAUCCAACAGAUUGGUGACGAUUCACACCCUGUCAGCCAAAUUCCAACAUGUCAGCUAGAGUCAAAGUUUAAUAGUAACACAUUGCAGGGUCCUGUCAGAAAGAUUAGCUUGUCUGACCCGUAUGUUCACCAAAGUUUACAGAUAAAAGACCUGUCCCGAAGCGACAGGUCUUCAUCUCAGGUUCAAGAUUUAAAGCUAAAGUUUGAGAGGAAAUUCACAGCUUCAAAACGCCAAAUGCCACUUAAUUUAAACUCGCAUGGCGCCUCUCAGAAACCAUGCAAAGACCAGUUUACGGUGAUCCCAUCAAAGAUUCCCAAAGUUAAUCCUGUUAGGAAGUUAUCAGCAUUCAAGCUGCCAGAUUCGCUCGAUAAGUUUAGACAAAUGUACGGUAAAUCUGUGGCAAAUCUUUCUCAAAAUUUGAGCUUGGCUAAAAACCCUGCUCGUUUGUCUUGUGAAGAACAUAAACAAGAUGAAGUUACAGACUCUCAAAGCCGAGCAACACCUACAGCUGAUCCCAAAGGUGGUCAAAUAUCUUUGGCAGCUAAACUCUGUCAUUUGAAACAACACAUGGAAGAAGAUGUAGAAAUCCCACAGCAAACUUGUAUGAAUAUUCCAGAAGACCCAGGCACUCUCAGCAUUUGUACAGAUUUUACCCAGGACAGGAUCAAUAGCCAGAACAAUAAAGCUGAACCUUCACUCGACGGCUGUGAACAUCAGAUGGAUGAGGAUGAGGAUGGCUCAGCAUGCAGUGACUGGCUCCAUCACUAUGAUACAUCUGUUGGAAAAACAGUUUAUAUCAACAAAAAGACUGGGCUCAGCAGAUACGAGGACCCGGCUUCAAAAGACACACAAGUACCAUGUACAUCUGAUGUCUCCAACAUGGCUGUUAGCAUCUUCUCUGAAAUGGGUGUGGAAUACAGAUGUUACCCAUUUCAGCUGGAUUUAGUGUUGCCUUUCCUGCCUAAUCCCAGGCAAGGAAGAGUGAUUAGCUCAGGAAAUGACUGUAGAGAUGGUGCAGACCAGAGCUCCAACUCACUUUCUUCAUUAUACUCUAAAUGGAAAAAUCCAGUGUUUGUUCGCCCACCUACGAUUGGGGUGGAUAUAUCCACUGGACAAGCUGAUGAACUUGCUGUGAAGAUCCACAACAUCCUGUUUCCAUACCGCUUUUCUAAGAAUAUGAUUCACUCCAUGAAGGUUGUGAAUCAAGUGGAUAAAAAGUUUCUUGCAUGCCUUAUUGAUACCAGUGAUGAGGGUUCCGCUGCACAGACUGAAACUCAAGGUAACCUGCUGGUGUUGGUAGAUCAGCACGCAGCACACGAGAGGAUUCGACUUGAAAAUUUAAUCACAGAUUCAUACAAAGACGACCAGGAUGGCUCCGGGGAGAAACGUCUCUGUUCAUCAACCAUUUUACCCCCUUUGGAAAUCAAUGUGACGGAAGAGGAGCUCAGGCUGCUUAGGUCUUCUCAGCCACAUUUAAAGAGUUUGGGCCUGGAAGUUACCUUCUCAAAGACAGGACCUCCAAAGGUUUUUGUGGGAAAGGUGCCGCUGUGCUUCAUGGAAAAAGAAAGUAAUGAGCUUAAGCGAGGAAGACCGUCUGUCAUCAAGCCUAUUGUUGAGGAGUAUCUUCGAGAGCAGACUGAGUUACUCCGUCAAACAGGCAGAAUCGGAGGCACUUUGCCACUUACUGUUUUGAAAGUCCUCUCCUCGUUGGCAUGCCAUGGUGCCAUCAAGUUUAAUGACACUCUAAGCAGAGACGAGUGCCGCAGCCUGGUAGCGUCCUUGUCUUCAUGCCAGCUGCCCUUCCAGUGUGCCCACGGCCGCCCCUCUAUUGCUCCUCUCGUAGACCUCCUUCAUCUGGACGAGGACCAGAAGGACUUCCAGAAACCAAACCUGAAAAGGCUAAGAAGAAUGUAUAAAGCAUGGGAGCUUUAUGGAAAUAAAUAAACAAGGAGGUCAACCAAGAUAUGAGUGCUCAGGACAAUCCCUUUGUUCCAACAGUUACAGCAAUAUCCUCCACCCCAGAUUUCCAGUGGAUGGUCCAGCCUACAAUUAUUACAUCUGUCUCCCCAUCUCUGGGC
Cyprinodon variegatus (sheepshead minnow) is the source of this 3672-nucleotide messenger RNA. RefSeq names its product mutL homolog 3 (gene mlh3). Gene Ontology annotation, molecular function: ATP-dependent DNA damage sensor activity; mismatched DNA binding; protein binding. Gene Ontology annotation, cellular component: mismatch repair complex. Gene Ontology annotation, biological process: mismatch repair. Lineage: Eukaryota; Metazoa; Chordata; Actinopteri; Cyprinodontiformes; Cyprinodontidae. The transcript is spliced from 13 exons. Bases 173 to 3538 code for a protein of 1121 amino acids. The record is from RefSeq and is a predicted model, not a curated record.